Molecule: messenger RNA, 906 nt
Organism: Parnassius mnemosyne (clouded apollo)
Lineage: Eukaryota; Metazoa; Arthropoda; Insecta; Lepidoptera; Papilionidae
Source: the annotation of a GenBank genome assembly
AUGGAUAUAGUAGGGCCGUUACCGCUUUCUUCUUGUUACAGGUACUGUCUCACCGUCAUCGACAGAUAUACUCGAUGGCCUGAGGCCUACCCAUUAGAAGAAAUUACGGCGGAAACAUGCGCCAAAACAUUUACCAGCGGCUGGGUAGCCCGUUUCGGAUGCCCACAGAAGAUCACCACAGACCGGCGACGGCAGUUCGAGUCAAAAUUAUUCCAGGCCGUUACAUCUCUCAUCGGUGCCAAGGUGACUACAACCACUUCAUACCACCCACAAAGCAACGGUAUGGUAGAAAGACUACAUCGGCAGAUAAAAACUGCAAUUAGGUGCCACAAUAACCCGCAUUGGACAGAAAUCCUUCCACUAGUGCUUCUAGGUAUAAGAAGCGCCUGGAAAGAGGACCUCAAAACAUCAACCGCAGAAUUGGUAUACGGAGAACCUCUACGAUUACCAGGGGAGUUCUUCGUUCCCUCACCAGACUUCACCGCUGACAUCAAGGAUUUUGCAUCUCGCCUUCGACGUCACAUGGCUAAUUUAACACCUCGCCCAGCUACAUGGCACGGAACUAAAACUUUCUACAUCCCUAAAGAUCUUCAGACGGCAGAAUACGUUUUCUUGCGUCAGGGUACAGCUACACCACCAUUGGAACCUCCUUAUUCAGGCCCAUAUAAAGUCCUGGAAAGGGUCCCUAAGACCUUCAAAUUAAUAGUUAAAGGUACAGAAAGUACGGUUACUAUAGACCGACUCAAACCUGCUUACCUUCACAGCAAUGGAUCACCUGCUUAUCCAGAAGAAAUAACACAUACAGAAAAGGAAGCCCAGGCCCCCACAACGGGUCAAAGUGAAAGUACUCUGAAGAAAACGAAUAGCGGAAGAGUAGUGCGCUUCCUAGAUUACUAUCGCCCGUGA